AUGCGCGCGAAGCUUACCAUCUUUCUCACCUCCCUACUUGUUUGUCUUCUGGCGAUUUGGUUUCCGAUCACGCUCGACUACGUCUUCUCGCUGCUGCUCAACGGCAGAGACCACGAGGCUAAUUUGACGUGGGGAUUUCAGCAGCACAUCUCACAUCUUCUGGAUCAGGCCCUCAUCAAGAUCCCCUCGUCCGCUAGCAUGGUCUCAAUCAGGGCAAAGCCCCGCUUUCGACAACGCCAAAAAAUCGACCCGGAUUACUGCCCUUGCACCAUCACCCAGUAUGAGUCGGAGCGCACUGGAAUGCGAGUCAUUGUGGUGGACCAGGAAGGCCCCAAGUUGCAUGGCUUCUUCGUCCUCGCCACCGAGAUCCACGAUGACUCGGGGGCACCCCAUACGUUAGAGCAUCUGUGCUUCAUGGGUUCCAAGAACUACAAGUACAAAGGCUUCUUGGACAAACUCGCCACACGCGCAUAUGCAGGUACCAACGCGUGGACAGCGACUGAUCACACCGCAUACACACUAGAAACCGCCGGCUGGGCAGGCUUUGCUCAGAUUCUACCGGUCUACCUGGAACACGUAAUUCUCCCAACGUUGACAGAUGCAGGUUGUACGACAGAAGUGCAUCACAUUGAUGGAAGUGGCAAUGACGCGGGUGUCGUCUACUCGGAGAUGCAGGGCGUGCAGAACAUGGCGUCGGAACUGAUCGAGCUGCAAUCCAAGCGGAUCCUUUAUCCCGAAGGGGUCGGCUAUCGCUACGAGACAGGCGGGAUGCUGGAACAGCUCCGUGUCCUUACCGCCGACCGCAUUCGAGAAUUCCACCGAGAGAUGUAUCAGCCCAAGAAUCUCUGUGUUGCUAUCUUUGGAGAAGCGAACCAUGACGAGUUGCUGGCCAUCCUCGACGAAUUCGAAACCUCGAUCCUACCCGAUAUCCCAAGUCCAGACGCCCCCUUCAAACGACCGUGGAUCGAAUCCAACCCGACUCCCGCUUUGAAUCAAACGACUCUGUUGAGAGUCGAGUUUCCCGAAGAGGACGAAUCUUUCGGUGAGAUCGACAUCCGGUUUUUGGGCCCCAACUGCGCCGAUGCUUUGGAACUAGGGGCCCUUAAUGUUGCCCUCAACUACCUUGCGGGCUCUUCGGCCGCACUGCUUGACCAUGUCCUCGUGGAAAAGGAGCAGUUGGCAAGCGGGAUCUUCUACCAGCUCGACAGCCGCCCGCGAACGGAGAUCCAAUUUUCCAUGUCCAGCGUCGAGACUAAGCGGUUGGAAGAGGUUGAGAAACGCUUCUUUGAGGUGUUGAACGAGGCCAUGGGAAAACCUCUGGAUAUGGUUUUCAUGAAGGACUGCAUCGACCGUGUGGUGAGAACCAGCAAGUACAAUGCCGAGGGAUCCGCCACGGCGUUUGCAGAUUUCAUCAUCUCCGACUACUUGUACGGAAAGAGAGAUGGGUCGACCUUGGAAGUUGUGAAAUCAUUGAAACAUUAUACCGAGACUCUUGCAAGCUGGACGGAAGACCAGUGGAAAGCCUUCAUCAGGAAAUACGUUUCCGACGCGCCUCAUGUGUCGAUCCUGGGUGUUCCUUCUGCACGCUUAUCAGAGAAGUUAAAGACAGACGAAGCCAAUCGAAUCGAAGAGCAGAAAGCCAGAUUAGGGCCAGAGGGACUGAAGAGAAUGCAAGAAAAGUUGGACGCUGCAAAGGCCGAGAACGACCGCGAAAUUCCAAGGGAUUUGCUAGGGAAAUUCAAAGUGCCCUUGACAGAUUCGAUCCAUUUUGUGACAAUCGCUGGCGCUCGAGCAGGCCGGGCGUUGGAUCUCGGGCGGCGAGAUAACAGGUUCCAGAAAAUCAUUGAUGAGGAUGCAAAAGAUGUGCCACUCUUUCUCAAUUUCCAACACAUCCCCACCAACUUCACCCGAGUCCACCUGAUCAUCUCUACCGAGACUCUUCCUGACGACCUGCGACCCCUUCUGGCUGUCUACAUGGAAGCCUUUUUCAGCCUCCCAAUCAAGCGUGGUGACGAGAUUAUUGAUUUCCAGCAAGUGGUGGUCGAGCUCGAGCGGGAUACUGUAGGCUAUUCGAUUGAUGCAGCGAACAAUCUGGGCAACGUCGAGGGCAUUCGAGUAAGUUUCCAGGUGGAGAGGGAACGGUACGGAGUGGCCGUUAAGUGGUUGAUCGAAUUACUCUACAACUCCAUUUUUGAUGUGGAGCGGCUCAAGGCUGUCAACAGUCGUCUUCUUGCAGACGUGCCCGAUGCGAAGCGCAGCGGGGAUGACAUGAUGAUGACGGUCCACUUUAUGACGCAUUUGGCUCCCAAGUCAAUAACCCGUGCAAGAACUAUCUUGGUCAAGGCGCUUUAUCUGAAGCGAAUCAGGCACUUGCUCAAGGUUGAUCCAGAGCGAGUGGUGAGUCAGCUGGAACGACUACGCAGUCUACUUUGUCGCUUCGAAAACUAUCGGAUCCUGGUCAUCACUGAUUUGGAAAAGACUCCCAAGCCCGUGAGCACCUGGAAACCCUUCCUGGAGAAGGUGGAACCGACAGACGAGAUGAAUCCCAUCGGCCGCCGCAUCGAUCGACUCAGCGAAGCUGGCAAGAACCCAGGGAAACUAGCGUACGUCGUUCCCAUGCCCACGAUCGAUUCGUCCUUCGCAUUCGCCGUGGCGCGUGGACCGACUUCGUACGACGACUCGCAGCUGCCGGCCAUAAUGGUCGCCCUGGCAUAUAUGAACGCCGUUGAGGGACCGCUCUGGGUCGCUGUGCGAGGCACCGGAUUAGCUUAUGGGACCAAUAUGGGUUUCGACGUCGAAUCUGGGUUUAUCCACCUAGACGUUUACCGUUCUCCCGACGCGUACAAGGCAUUCGAAGCAUCCCGAAAGAUCGUUUCGGACUACAUGACGGGAGCAGUCGACUUCGACCCGCUCAUGUUGGAAGGAGCCAUCAGCUCCAUCGUGGUGAUGUUUGCAAAUGAGCAAGCAACACUGGCAAGUGCUGCGGCGAUGAGUUUUAUUCGAAGCGUGAUGCAGCGUCUGCCCGACGACCAUAUGAAACGGAUGUUGAAACGAGUGAGAGACGUCAGUGUGCAGGAUAUCAAGGAUGCGCUGGAGAAAGUGGUUUUCAAUGUCUUUGUACCUCACAAGGCGGACAUUGUGGUGACGUGCGCACCCGGGUUGAAAGAAGGAAUCGCGGGUGGCUUGAAAGACGCGGGUUUUUCUCCCGAGAUCCGCGAUCUGAACUACUUCCAGGAUGACUACGGUUUGAAACGCGUUGAUGGCGAGGAUGAGGACGAGGAGGAGGAGGAGGAGGAAGAAGAAGAUGGGGACGAGGAUGAUGGUGAGGAUGGAGAAGAAGAGGAUCAAGGUUCGGACGACAUUGGGGGAAGUGAAGGUUACGAGAUUAUCGAAGCAAAUGAAGACUGA
Molecule: messenger RNA, 3408 nt
Organism: Fonsecaea multimorphosa CBS 102226
Lineage: Eukaryota; Fungi; Ascomycota; Eurotiomycetes; Chaetothyriales; Herpotrichiellaceae
Exons: 2
Coding region: 1-3408 (1135 amino acids)
Molecular function (GO): metal ion binding
Source: RefSeq, a predicted model, not a curated record